Ceraceosorus bombacis is the source of this 1671-nucleotide messenger RNA. NCBI's taxonomy places the organism in Eukaryota, Fungi, Basidiomycota, Exobasidiomycetes, Ceraceosorales, Ceraceosoraceae. The record is from the annotation of a GenBank genome assembly.
AUGGCUCAGAGCAAGCGUCCUGCCAACCUGGCACCCCUCUCCAAGGAGGCCUUUGGUGCCAACGUGCAGCCUGGUGCAGCCACGCCGAAAUCCAAGGGGCACAGCAUCACUCGACCCACGCAGCUCUCGCUGGUCAUCGGAGGUAGCGGCGAUGCCAAGGAUGUGGAUGUGGUCACGCAAAAGUACAAUUCUCAAGGAUUCGGCAUUCCACGCAGCGAAGCAGGCUCCGCUAUCAAGCUGGACAGAAUCAUCUACGAGCGCAAGGCGCACGAGGGCGUGGAGGAUACGGCGCAUAUCAAGGUCACUCUUGGGGCGACGAAUCAGGUGCCACUAGGUCUCAUCACACCCUUGCACGAGAUUCCCAAAGUCGGAGCUCCACCCGCGCUGCCAAAGGAUGCCAACCCGGUGCACAUGCUGCUCAGCUACAGCCUGCCCUCCUUCACCACCGCCAAGGCGCUGAAGGACAACUUUGAGGAUUGGCUCAAGCUGUUCGCAGAGGGAAGCAAACAGAAUCUCACAUUCGACAUUGCUCUUCCUUUGGCUUCCUCUGCUGCCAAUCAGAAAGAGGCGGACGACCUCAGAGAAGCGGUAGAGGAGCUGCUGAGCAAAGCUUGGGACGAGGAAGUUCAAAGGGGCAAGGCGGACGGCAAGUCGCAAGAAGACAUUGCCAGCAAUGGUCUCAAGAUUGUCGUUGGUGAGUCAUCGACCCGCGAUGGAGCCAAGAAAAGGCGAUUGUAUGCGCACCUCCCUUCCCCCCCGGCUUGGGUUUUUGCGACGUUACACGAACGCUUCCGAGCAAUGAGCUGACAAUGUUGCUCCUCUCGCGUCCAUGCAGAUGGAUGGGGUGCACCACCUCUGAAUGACGACAGUUCUCAGAUGCUGUCCAGCGAAGUGGUCAAUGAGUGGACUGGCUUUGUGCGCGUGAGUGGUGCUUGCUGCUCGUUGAGGGGGCGAGCGCUGCUCGACGAAUGAUCACAAUUGACGCAUCUUGCUCUGAAUGAACCACUCUCCACAGCGCCUUGCGCUGCAUCCGCGCGUCUUUUUGAAAUUGUCGCCCCUCAAGUUGCCCUCUCCCAUCACUUCUGGCAGCACUGCGAGUCGCGCAGUCGACAUUGCUGCGCCCCUAUCGGGCGCUGUUGGAGGAGCGACAAUCGCUUCGACGGCUCAGGCUGCGCUGGACGGAGCAGCCGCUGCAGUGAGGACUGCCACAGAGGUAGCAGCUGGAGCGGCCUCUGCGGCGGGUCUAGCGGGCACCAAGGCUGUUGCCAACAAUACGCCUCAGGGUCGCAGGGAUGAGCUUCGAGCCAGGUUGCGCGUGCUCUUGGAUGCUGCGCUGGAAGCUUUUGGGGAAGAGAGGCUGGUUUGGUCCGCUCACAUCAACAAGACUUCCUUGACGGCCGGCACAGAUCUGGCUUCCCAAAUCGCUGGCGAAGACGAAGAGUAUGCCAAGCUGUCUCCGCCUGAAAAGUGGUUCGAAGUGACGCGCGAAGCUCUUGCUGAUAUGGGUCUCACUGAACAGAGCUUGAACAACAUCUUCAACACGUGAGUUGCGUGUGAUUCCUUCGUCCGCACUGCUUGCGCACCGAGGGCUGAUCUGACAGCACUUGACAUUUCCCCCUUGACCUCAUCUCAUCCCAUCUCAGCAACGCUUCGACCGCUUACCACCUCUGA